This is a messenger RNA of Opisthorchis viverrini, 895 nucleotides long. RefSeq lists its product as hypothetical. Gene Ontology annotation, molecular function: TBP-class protein binding; RNA polymerase II general transcription initiation factor activity. NCBI's taxonomy places the organism in Eukaryota, Metazoa, Platyhelminthes, Trematoda, Opisthorchiida, Opisthorchiidae. Gene Ontology annotation, cellular component: transcription factor TFIIA complex. The coding region runs from base 37 to 474 and encodes 145 amino acids. The record is from RefSeq and is a predicted model, not a curated record. Gene Ontology annotation, biological process: RNA polymerase II preinitiation complex assembly; transcription initiation at RNA polymerase II promoter. The transcript is spliced from 3 exons.
CUGAUCAUCUGCUUUGCAACAUUUAACCACCCGACAAUGACGUAUCAUCAAAUGUAUCGUAGAACUACCCUUGGAAACACGCUGCAAGAAGCACUGGACGAAAUGGUCGAACACAAGCUACUGCAGCAGAAAACAGCACUUAAGGUCAUACAGAAAUUUGACCAGUGUAUAAGUUUAGCACUAGCCAAGCGUGUCAAGAAUAGACUCUCCUUGAAGGGGCACCUGAACACCUACCGAUUCUGUGAUAACGUCUGGACGUUGGUGAUGAACGAUGUGGAAAUUAAAGACUCAUCUGCUAUCAUGACGGUCGAUAAGAUCAAAAUUGUAGCAUGUGAGGGGAAAAGUGCUAAACCUACAUCCGCAAGCAACGUCUCCAAAACAACCACUUCUGCCAACCCCGAGCGUCAAGCAGACGCGGCACCUGCAGACGAAGAAAAACACACUUCCUAUCUUUCGGAUGACGAUUCGGAUUAAUCCUCAUUGUUGGUCAACCGAAUCCUAACUCCACCGUCUUUCUCCACCGAGCACGCAUGCCCCAGAGAAGUGAAAAGAAAAUGAAAACAACGCUAACCACGAUGUUUUUUAUCACAACGUUAAUGAAAUGUAAAAUUUCAAAGCAAUAUGGAUAGCUUAUCAGUCUAGUGUCGACAGGGAAAUAGAGUUAGUUUUGUCUAUCAAAAUACAUCAGUUGUGCUAUCAUGCCUGAUAGGUACUUGAUGCCACCGAUCCGCCGUGUCCGGUCCAAUCUGCAUGCACAAACGUGCCAGGAUUCUCGAUACGCUCAAACUGAUGCGCACCAAAGUAGUCCCGUUGAGCCUGAAACCGAAAAAACGCGGAAAACAUUGAGUGUCGCGGAAAGACAUGAUGACAAGUUUACGGAUGAAAGGCGCUCCUA